Molecule: messenger RNA, 532 nt
Organism: Aplosporella prunicola CBS 121167
Lineage: Eukaryota; Fungi; Ascomycota; Dothideomycetes; Botryosphaeriales; Aplosporellaceae
Exons: 1
Coding region: 37-501 (154 amino acids)
Source: RefSeq, a predicted model, not a curated record
AAUUAGUCCUGGAUAUAUGGCGGUAGCCCUGUGAGCAUGCUUACGCUUGGCCUUAGACUUCCUAGGAGUCGCCUUCUUCUUCUUGGGCGACUCGCCCUCCACAUCGUCCUCGUCGGCAGCACGCUUCUUACGACCCUUCUUCGGAGUAGUGGGGGUGACGGGAAGCGCAGUGCCGCCUUCUCCGUUGGCAGCGUCCCUGAUCUUCUUCAUGGUGUUGCUGAAGCUGACUUUGAAACUGUGCUUGGAUGCAGAUCCCAUCUGCGCUGCAGCGCCAUCCCAGUCAACCUGAAGUCAUGUCAGUCUAGACCAACAUGCGAUCCAUGUUGUAAAAAGAGUACAUACGUCGUUAGGAGUGUUGUGGUACAAGAAACAGCAAAUCAGUCUCGUCUUCUCACUCUCGCUAAGGCUCUCAAUGAAGUCCUUGCUGAAGCGUGCAGCCAUGAUGAUGGUUGGAAGGUGAGUUGGCUUCUGUCAGAGCAGGAAAGAAGAGAGAAAGAGUAGCUUGGCCGUCGAGGUGAAGGUCGUGCGAAAG